Molecule: messenger RNA, 4042 nt
Organism: Ctenocephalides felis (cat flea)
Lineage: Eukaryota; Metazoa; Arthropoda; Insecta; Siphonaptera; Pulicidae
Product: nuclear factor of activated T-cells 5-like
Exons: 10
Coding region: 29-3919 (1296 amino acids)
Biological process (GO): regulation of transcription by RNA polymerase II
Cellular component (GO): transcription regulator complex
Molecular function (GO): DNA-binding transcription factor activity, RNA polymerase II-specific; RNA polymerase II cis-regulatory region sequence-specific DNA binding; transcription factor binding
Source: RefSeq, a predicted model, not a curated record
UCAGUAUAAUAAUUAAAACACAGUCAAAAUGAGGGAACAAGUCAGAAUGCGAUACAGGAGCUACGGUUACCAUCCUGCCAUGAAAAUGACCAUGUCGACAAGUUCGACGAUGACGCCGCGAAUCCAUCGCAAGGCGUUGCGUCUACCUUCAAAGCGACAUCCAGGCAAACUGCACACGCCCGGUAAACUACAACAUCCUGGAAAACUGCACUCGUCUGGGAAAGGUGGACAAAUGCACCAGCAUCACCAUCCUGGAAAAUUGCAGAACAUUCAGAGUAGAGGAAAAGCGCCGCAGAACGUGGAGACUUCGUGUGACAAUUCCAACGAUAGCGGAUUUGGAUACGAUCAUUUGGAGAUGUCUAGAAGCAGAUUAUCAUCAAUUGGAAGCGAUUAUGGAGGCGAUGCAUCGACGGCAGUCACGACCACAUAUGUUCGUUCGCUUAGUUCGGUAGAAGCACAUGGCGAACAGCCGUUAGCCAAACGUUUUAGGAGCGAUUAUGUACCCAUGGACGCGAACGAUGAUUCGAAUGAUUCAUUUAUGACAACCGAAAUUAAAAGAAUGACAAUAAUGCCCACAGCGGUGCCAAUUCACCGGGCGCUUCCCAGGCCGCAGAUUCCAAGGAGGCCUCCAAUUCCCACAGGACCACUCAUGACACAACAUAACAAUAUAUCACGAAACGGAAAAGUCAAAUUGGAAAUAUUGUGCCAACCUGAAACGCAACAUAGGGCCAGGUAUCAAACUGAAGGAAGCAGAGGAGCAGUGAAGGAUCGCGAUCAACACGGGUUCCCCAUAGUCCAAUUAAUAGGUUACAACAAACCUACAGUUUUGCAAGUUUUCAUAGGAACAGACAUGGGUCGAGUUGCCCCUCACAUGUUCUACCAGGCCUGCAGAGUUUCGGGGAAGAAUUCAACCCCUUGUACAGAAGUCAAAAUCGCUGGCACCCUGGUUAUACAAAUUGAAUUAGAUCCUGCGAAGGAAAUGAAAGUUAUUUGUGACUGCGUUGGUAUUUUAAAGGUAAGAAAUGUGGAUGUAGAGCAUAGGUUUCCAGAGCAGACCGGUUCAAGGAGCAAAAAGAAGUCGACAAGAUGCCGAAUGGUUUUUAGAACUGUUGUCACAAAUGAUGAUAAUACAACAGAAACUCUUCAAAUAUGCUCUCAACCAAUUAUUUGCACUCAACCUCCUGGUGUACCAGAAAUCUCAAAAAUGUCAUUUAACACUUAUCCAGUCACGGGUGGUAUGGAGCUGAUUAUAUUAGGAAAGAAUUUUUUAAAAAAUACACAAGUUGUUUUUGAAAAAUGUCGGAGUGCAAAUGAAGACGAAUACGUCACACCAAAUAGAGAGUUUUUACAGCAGAUCCACCUGGUUUGCACUGUGCCUCCUUAUUAUAAACAAGACAUCCAGGAGCCCGUGAAAGUCAGAGUAUUUAUAGUAUCUGGUAAAGAUGAUCAGAGCAGAAAAGCAAGUGAACCACAUGAGUUCACUUAUAUGCCAAUCAAUGCUAAUAAUAGAUAUUUUGCAGAAUGUGCACCUCCUCAAACUGGCUUGUCAUUGUGUGGAGAUCCUUCAAAUCGCUUAGGAAAUCGAUUUUUACCGGACGACAUGCCUCGACCGGUUAUGCUGUGGCGUUCGAACUCGGACGUCAAACCGAAAGCCGAGUUAGAUGUCAACAUGAUGCCUCCACCCGCACCUCUAAUGUCCAUAGGACAGAGGAGGCCUUCUGCAUCAAAUUUAAUACUGCCAGAUCCACACACGCCACCUCUCACAUCCUUAAAAUCUGAAAUUAUUGAUGAAAGCAGCCAGGGUUCCGAGAGUAAAUAUCAUAUAAAUAAUGAUAACUCCAUGGAUGGAAUGGAGAUGCUACGGCACAGAGAAAUUGCUAUGCGUAAAUUGGAAGCCAUGAAUGAUAAUUCUAUGGGAAAUGAAAAUUCCAUGGAUGCUAUGUCUUGUCAGAGAGGUUUCUUAACUCAUGGCGAGGAAUCCAUGCACGGAAUGCACUCUGCACAAAUAUUAGCUAGAUCUCUCCAGUCUUCGAAUAAUCCCACAUCGCAGCUUUCACCUCAGGAGUUAAAAGAAGUAAUGGAUUUACGAGUGAAACCAUCAGUUUGUGAUUUAUCACAAGCACAGCCAUCUUCGCUGGCUGCUAUUAACCAAUUUGUAGCUGGCGCAAGUAAUAUGCCACCCCAAAGUGUAGAAAACUUUUUUCAUAUGUCUAAAAUGGAUGCAAAUACUGGAAAACUUGAUAGGUUAAUUCCAUCUAGCAGCAUGUCUCAGCAGCUACAAAUGCAAACUGAAAGUUUGAUAAAAACCGAUCAACUGAUCCAAUCAGUUGCGGCCGCCGUGUUCAAUCCAUUACCUACUGCCAAUUCGACUGAAGUCUUAUUCCCUCCUACGGAAUCCACUGUGCCUUCCAUUAGUCAAAUAGGGGCAUCAUUGAAUCAGCUUUCUGAAAUGAUGCCACAUUCAGAAAAUAUUAUGCAGUCAUCUGGGACCAAUUUGACCAAUCAAUUACUUGCCAAUAAUAUAACGGCGUCUAUUGCCAAUGAACUAAUAAACGAAUCUCAAAAUAGUUCCUCUAAUUUUCGACAAAUGAUGGAAGAAAUGCCUACGCGGACAGAGGCAGCAUUGGAUUCUCUUUUGAAUAGCCAAACAAGUAAAGAUAAUUCACUAGUUAUGGACACAUCUGCCCCUAAUAUUUUAACAAGUACGCAGGGAACAUCAAAAUUAGACGCUUUAGUCAAUUCAACUGUCGAUACUCAUAUGGGAAGUCCUCCCCAAUCCUCAUCUAAUAUGUCUCCUAUAGUUUUAACUUCCAACGAAGAUUCUGUCAUGAAACAAUCAUCUCCGAACGUCCAGUCCAGCAUUUUAUCCCAGCCUUCUCAUUCAUCUCCCAUCAAUCAAGAUUUGAUGUCCAACAUGCGCCAUAAUCUUAGUUUAUCUCAACAAGUAUCUCAGGAUAUAAUCAUGGCAUCGCAACCAAAUUCAAACGAAAUGAUGAACCAAAAUGCAUCACCAUCGAAUCAAAAUAAUUCGCCAAGUAGUCACGAUAUGCUGUUAAGUUCACAAGUAUCUCCUAAUAUGAUGUGCCAAAGUAGCAUGUCCACGAGUAACGUGAUGCUUGAAAUUCAUCAGGUCACACAAGCUAUGAAUAAUAAUAUAUUGAACGCAGCCUUGAAUGCGACCUCUCAAGAUGUGACAGACAUGAUGAACAGCUCUAAUCUAAUGCAGCGAUCAACGCAAGAUGUUCACAAAAGUCCUCCAGUUGCUGUUAAGAACAUGAUUCUUAAUGCAGCGGCGGAAAUUUUGACUUCACAGCAAACUCCAAUAACGGAAUCAGCAAUGAAUGCGCUGAUGACUUCGGCGACAUUGCUGAACGAUAAUACGCCUCCUCCAAAUCAGUCACCGAUGAUAAUAACGCAAGCGCCAUCGGCGCCGCAGUCGGAAUUGCAACAACAGACAGAUCAGCAGAGAAUCAACGAUGCGUUGUGUCAGACGAAUCAACAGCCAACACUUUUGGAUCAACAUAUAAAUAACAUAAUGAAUCAGCAGAUGGAGUCAUCAAUGAUGGCCAGUAACGUGCAACAGAUGCUCAAUGCUUCUCAGUCGCGUCAAUAUAAUGUCGCGACAUCUCAAACACCGCAAUCCAUGAUGAACAACGUAUCCUUACCCCAGGCCAGCGCGAGCCAGAUUCUGUCCAGCCAAGAACUAUGCAAUGCGGUCAAUCAGCAGAUUCAACUGAGGCAAGCCGAGCAGAAUUAUCUGCAGGCCGUGGCACAAAGCGAAGCCGUCAACCAGGGAAUGAGAAACGACGGAAACUUUUCCACAAUGACUGAUAACGAUCUCCUGAGUUAUAUUGACCCGACCAGCUUCGAUAAUGUGCCAAUCGGUCAAUCGGAACUCAACCAUAAUGUUAAAUAUUAAUUCAAGAAGCAGAAGAAAAUGAAGAUUCAAAAUAUAAAAGUGGUGGUUAUAAGUCAAUUAAUAAAACAUUUAUUAUAUUGAUAAAUAGUUGUCAAUGAAAUUAAUUUCUCAAAAGAAACCGAA